AUGGCAAAACUUUUACCAAGAAUUGGUUCCCGCAAGAAUGGACGUAUUAGUUCACGUAAAAAUGCACGUAAAAUUCCUAAGGGAGUUAUUCAUGUCCAAGCAAGUUUCAACAAUACUAUUGUGACCGUUACAGAUGUACGAGGUCGGGUGAUCUCUUGGUCCUCCGCAGGCGCUUGUGGAUUCAGGGGCACAAGAAGAGGGACGCCAUUUGCUGCUCAAACUGCAGCAGGAAAUGCUAUUCGGACCGUAGUGGAUCAAGGUAUGCAACGAGCAGAAGUCAUGAUAAAGGGUCCUGGUCUAGGAAGAGAUGCGGCAUUAAGAGCUAUUCGUAGAAGUGGUAUACUAUUAAGUUUCGUCCGGGAUGUAACCCCUAUGCCACAUAAUGGCUGCAGGCCUCCUAAAAAAAGACGUGUGUAA
Molecule: messenger RNA, 417 nt
Organism: Populus trichocarpa (black cottonwood)
Lineage: Eukaryota; Viridiplantae; Streptophyta; Magnoliopsida; Malpighiales; Salicaceae
Source: the annotation of a RefSeq genome assembly